Molecule: messenger RNA, 2001 nt
Organism: Lodderomyces jiufengensis
Lineage: Eukaryota; Fungi; Ascomycota; Pichiomycetes; Serinales; Debaryomycetaceae
Exons: 1
Coding region: 1-2001 (666 amino acids)
Biological process (GO): protein monoubiquitination; protein polyubiquitination
Cellular component (GO): ubiquitin ligase complex
Molecular function (GO): ubiquitin-ubiquitin ligase activity
Source: RefSeq, a predicted model, not a curated record
AUGUCAUCAGAUUAUGGACCACCAAAUGAAAAUUCCUUAUUGAAUAAUAUACUACCCAGUUAUGAGAUGUUUAAAAGUACUAUUUCAUUAGAAUUGGAGCCAAGUAAUGAGAAUUUUCUAGUUGAUCCACCAACUUAUGACGAUUAUGAGAUGACUCCUGUUUCUUCACAAACUCAAUCACCACUAGAAGAACAACCACCUUCAGAUUCAAAUAAUUUAUAUGUUGAUGAUUAUUUUGAUCCAAAUCAAGAAAAUGAUAAUUCAUGGCAAAAUACAAUUCUAACAAAUGUUGAUAAAUUAGCAAAUUUAACUUUAGAACAAAAUUCACCAAGUAACCAAUUAAAUGUUAAUAUUAAAUUUACUGAAAAUGUUUGUCAAAAGGGUAUUAAACCAGUAAUUAUAGAUCCUUCAAAUAAAGAAUUUACUCAAGGAGAUUAUAUUCAUGGAUAUAUUACAAUGGAAAAUACUUCAAAUGAACCUAUUUCAUUUGAUAUGGUUUAUGUUGUAUUCGAAGGUACAUUAACUGUAUUAGAAACAAAUUUAACUUCAAUUAUAAAAUUCAAAUUUUUAAAUAUGAUGGAUUUAUUUGCUUCUUGGUCUUAUGCAAAUAUUGAUAGAUUAGUUACAGAUAAUGGGGAUCCUCAUGAUUGGUGUGAUGGAGAAAUUGAUCCUUAUGAUAAUACUUUAUUAGCCAUAGACGUAAAGAGAAUUUUUGAACCUCAUGUUAAAUAUAAAAGAUUUUUCACUUUUAAAAUACCAGAAAAAUUAUUAGAUGAUGAAUGUGAUCAUAGUUUACCAAUGCAUACUCAAAUAAUACCAACUUUUGGAAUUGAUAAACAAAAUAUUCCUCCAUCAGUGAUACUAGCGAAUAAAACGAAUCAAAUUAAAGAUUUAUCAUUUAUUGAUAGUAAUAUAACUUAUAGUGUUGAUGCAAGAGUUAUAGGAAGAGCAUCGAAAUAUAAUUAUAAGCUUGGAAAUGAAAAAGAUCAAUUUAUACUAGCGAAACAAGUUUCUUGUCCUAUAAGAGUGAUUCCUAAUCAUAUUGAAUUUGAUUAUGAUGCAAGUGUUCAUUAUCAUGCAUUUGUUCAAUCAGUUGUUGAAAAAAUAGAAUUUGGUAAUAGCUUGUUAUAUAAUUCUCAUCCAUUACUUAGUCCGUCGGUAAGUCAAGAUACAAUGAAAAUUAAACAACUUUACAAUGAAACAAGAUGUGAUACUAAAAGUUUCCAAUAUGAAGCAGUUCAACCAUUUAAGAAAAAAUCAUUUGGUUCUUCAAAAAAUUUAGGAAUUGUAUCAUUAUCUACUGAUAAAAAGACUUAUGUCAUACAAUAUACUCCACCAACAAAAUUUGGGACUGAAAUCAAAGACACAGAAGUAAUAAUUCCAAUUGAACUUAAAUAUACGGGUAAAGAGGCCCCUGAAGUUAAAUCAAUUGAUGUUGAGUUAGUAACGCUAACAGUUCAGUCUAAAAAGCAUUCAAUACCGAUUGAAUUUACAUCAGAAAUGUUAUUUAAUGAUCAAGAAAUAACUUCAAAACCAAUUGCAAAUAAUUUCGAUCUGAUAAUAAUACAUAAAUUUCAAAAUUAUCUUCAUGAAUUAAAUAGAUUGAUCAAAGAAUGUGGGAAUGAAACAUUAAAAAUAGAAACUAAACAAUAUAGAGAUGUAAAAGCAUUAGCAUCCUUGAAGACAAAAUAUAUUAACUUGCCAAUAUCCGAUUUACUAUUUUUAACACAAUCAAAAGAUGGAUUUGGCUCAAAUGCUCUGAUAAAAUCAAUACCGUGGGAAAAAGACGAUCAAUGGUUUAAAAAGAAAUUUUUCAUCAAAAUGAAUUUAAAUAAUUGUGGUUUAAAAGGAAUUGAUCAUCCAAUAAGAGGAUUAAAUAAAAUUACCUUAGUACCAAAUUUUCAAACUUGUUAUAUGGCUAGAUUAUACUAUUUAAAAAUUAAUUUAAAAACUAAUGGUGCUUUAUUAAUAUUACAUGUUCCUAUAGAAAUAGUUAAAUAG